Messenger RNA from Coffea eugenioides, 1830 nucleotides. RefSeq names its product polyphenol oxidase II, chloroplastic-like. The transcript has a single exon. Lineage: Eukaryota; Viridiplantae; Streptophyta; Magnoliopsida; Gentianales; Rubiaceae. The record is from RefSeq and is a predicted model, not a curated record. The coding region runs from base 433 to 1830 and encodes 465 amino acids. Gene Ontology annotation, molecular function: catechol oxidase activity.
CCAUCCUCCCUUUAAAACAUAUAGAGAGGAUGGAUUGCAGGAAGAGCACAAAAAAGGGACGGAAUGGAGGAUAGAAUGCUGGGGACUCUCUUUUUUUUUUUUUUUAAAGUGCCAAUAAGAUCUCCCAAAAAGUAUCAAACCUCAAUUGUACUUGCUCCAAUUCCCUUCAAAUUGUGUAGAAUGUUAUUGAUCCUAUUGAAUUAAUGCAGCAGUCAUCAUAGACUUUGCGACUGACCUUGCAUCCUUCUUCAUUUACAUCCACCAAAGAACACCAAUAACCAACCUAGAAAAAAAAAAAAGAAGAAGAAAAACACCACUAGCCACAAUCACGUGUUUAACAUCGGUGACACGGGGUCGCCAAUUGCUUCAGUAUAAGAAUAGGAGCUUCCCUUAGCUUCUUUGCUACCACAUUCCCCUAAAGAAAAGCGGCCAAUGGCAUCUCUUUCAACUCCCCUUCAAAGCUCCACUGCCUACUCCUCCUCCUCCACUCUGUCCUCCUGCCCUUUCUCUAUCAAGCCAUCACAGUUUUACCUCAGUGCCAAACGUAACUAUCAUCAGUUCACGGUUUCAUGCAAAAACAAUGAAAGCCAUGAACAAGUUAACAAUCUUGAUAGGAGGGAUGUGCUUUUGGGCUUGGGUGGCCUUUAUGGCGCCUCAAACCUCAUCAUCAACCCUUUUGCCAUGGCAGCUCCUAUAGCCGCCCCAGAAAUCACCAAAUGCGGUCCACCGGCGGACUUACCUUCAGGAGCAGUUGUCACUGACAAUUGCUGUCCGCCGGUGCCCGGCAAAGUCAUUGACUACAAACUCCCUCCACCACCUAAGGUGAACCGUUUUAGGCCAGCUGCUCAUUUGGUCAAGAAAGACUACAUUGAAAAACUUAACAAGGCGGUCGAGCUCAUGAAAGCUCUGCCAGCUGAUGAUCCCCGUAAUUUUACCCAACAAGCAAAUGUUCAUUGCGCUUAUUGCAACGGUGCCUACGUCCAAUCAGGCUCUGAUCAAGAAAUUCAAGUCCAUAACUCGUGGCUAUUCUUUCCUUUUCAUAGAUGGUAUUUGUACUUCUAUGAAAGAAUCUUGGGAAAGCUAAUAGGCGAUCCCAGUUUUGGACUGCCCUUUUGGAACUGGGACAACAUUGGUGGUAUGACCCUACCGUCCAUAUUUCAGGACCAAUCGUCAGCACUGUAUAACCAAAAUCGUAACCAAAGUCAUCUGCCACCAACAGUCGUGGACUUGGGGUAUAAUGGUACGGAUACAGAUGCAACAGACAUAGAAAGGAUAAAAAACAAUUUGGCGAUCAUGUACCGUCAAAUGGUCACUAAUUCCACCACUGCCAAAGAUUUCUUUGGAAAGGAAUACCGGGCCGGCGAUACGCCCAGCCCUGGUGCAGGGUCCAUCGAGGCCAUUCCCCAUAUCCCAAUCCACAGGUGGGUCGGCGAUCCAAGGCAGACAAAUGGUGAAGAUAUGGGUAAUUUCUACUCAGCUGGAAGAGAUAUUGUGUUCUAUAGCCAUCAUGCAAAUGUGGACCGGAUGUGGACAAUUUGGCAACAAUUGGGAGGUAAAAGGAAGGAGGUCCCCGAUCCAGAUUGGCUGAAUGCUUCCUUCAUUUUCUACGAUGAAAAUGCUCAGCCUGUCCGCGUGAAAGUUGGUGAUUGUUUUAGCAAUGAUAAAAUGGGAUAUAUUUACCAAAAGGUGGAUAUUCCUUGGGUUAAGAAUAAGUCCUUAUCUGUUAUCUUCAAGUCGAACAAUUGCAAUAAUAAGAUCCAACAAAUCAAUUUGGGUUUUGCAUCCUUUUUAGACAACAAAUACUUGAUAGCAAAGUAUCAUUAUAGAUAA